Papaver somniferum (opium poppy) is the source of this 1781-nucleotide messenger RNA. RefSeq names its product zinc finger CCCH domain-containing protein 1-like. The record is from RefSeq and is a predicted model, not a curated record. Gene Ontology annotation, molecular function: metal ion binding. Gene Ontology annotation, biological process: snoRNA splicing. The coding region runs from base 554 to 1588 and encodes 344 amino acids. Gene Ontology annotation, cellular component: U2-type spliceosomal complex. Lineage: Eukaryota; Viridiplantae; Streptophyta; Magnoliopsida; Ranunculales; Papaveraceae. The transcript has 3 exons.
AGUCGGGGCAUAUUCCGAGUCCUAAGUCAGACAUAACUCAAAAUAAAAAACAAACAAUCUGACUUGAUACGAGUCAGAAACCAAAUCUGAUGCAGACGUGAGUCAGCAAAAUAAAACAAACAUGAUAGGAUAGGAGACUCCUGUGAUGGGUCUUCUUCGAGCAGUGACAAGGCUGAAAAUCCCACAGACCCUAGUUUUGAGCGAUUCAAAAACCGACUUAAAUCAGUAGGUCCCACUCCCACAGUACAAACAUAGAAACCCGAGUUGUUUGCUAUAAGCCUUGAGCCAGCAGAACAAUCUCCUCCGCCACCACUUCUUCUUCUUUAAUUACAACCUCCAAAAAAAACCAAAUGUGUUCCUGGUUAAAAAAUCUCGAUUCACACUUAAACCCCAAAUCAUUAUCGUUACAAUCCCCAUAAACAGAUUUAAUCAUCAUCUAGCGAAAGAAAAUUCGACCCCAUAAACCCUAGUUUUUCUUUUUUUUCUCCACAGACUCUGAAUUUCUCUUCACUAAGUUCUUCUUAAACAAAUACUUGGAUCAGGAAAAAAAAUCAUGGAGGAUUCUGAAACUUCUUCUAAUGUACCUGAACGAUCUAGUGAACCAUCAUCCACUAAUACUGUGAAAGAACCAUCUAAAGAACCAGUGUGUAGUUUCUUUCGUAAGCCAUCGAAGAACAAAAAUAUAAGAAAGCGAAAGAAUGAUGAUGAAGAGGAGGACAAUGGAGAAGAAGGUUCUUCAGUGAUUCAGAAACCCAAAUUGGCUCCAAAGGCUGAUAAUAAGUUACAUUUUUCAACUGGGACAUCGACAAAACAUGUGGCUGAAACAAAUCAAGACCCUGAUGAGUCUAGGAGAUUUCAUUUUGAGUCGUCGAAAGUAAUUCAGGUUCAACACGAUAGCAGGGCUACAGCGACAUUAGAAACUGAAACUGAUUUUUCUAAUGAUGCAAGGGCGAUACGUGAGCGAGUACUUAAGCGAGCAGAAGAGGCAUUGAAGAAGAAUAAGGAUAAGAAGCCUAGCGAUGAGAAGCUUUAUAAAGGUAUACAUGGGUAUACAGAUUUUAAAGCCGGGUUUAGAAGAGAACAUACAGUUGCUGGUGAGAAAGCUGGUGGUGCACAUGGACCACUUAGGGCUUCUGCUCAUAUUCGUACAUCUGCGAGGUGGGAUUAUCAACCGGAUAUUUGUAAGGAUUAUAAGGAGACUGGUUAUUGUGGGUUUGGAGAUUCUUGCAAGUUUAUGCAUGAUAGAGGAGAUUACAAGUCUGGAUGGCAGAUGGAGAGGGAAUGGGAGGAAGCUGAGAAGAUUCGAAAGAGGAAUUUGGCUUUAAAAGCAGAUGAUGAUGACGAGGAUGAGAAUGAAAAAGCAAAUGCGAGUGAUGAUGAUGAAGAUGCACUUCCUUUUGCGUGUUUCAUUUGUCGACAGGCUUUCGUGGAUCCCGUGGUUACCAAAUGCAAGCACUAUUUCUGUGAGCAUUGUGCUCUUAAGCAUCAUUCAAAAAACAAGAAGUGCUUUGUGUGCAACACUCCAACUCUUGGCAUGUUCAACACAGCUCAUGAGAUCAAAAGGAAGAUGGCUGCUGAGGGAAAAUGAUGGUUUGUCAAUUUGAUCAUCUAUUGAUUUCGUGUGUUAUGAGUUUCAAUACCUCUUUUUGUUAGUGUAGCACUUUUUUGGUCUUUUAUUUUUUUAACUCUUGAAUUGUAGUUGUAGUUGUAUGACGGGUAACGGGUUAAUAGAGACUUAUGUAAAUUUUGCGACCAAUGUUAUAAACUAAAGAAUUAGGAAA